GUAAGAACCUACAAGACUGACACAAAUACUUAAAAAAAAAAAAAGACAACUAUACAUCAAGACAAGUUGGCAAUUUAAUCUGAAGCAAAAACCCUAGCGAUAAACACAGUCCCCUCUUACGCCACAAUCGCUCUUGCACGCUCCCUUCUCCCCCGCCUUCUCUCCAACCGUAUCAGGUGGUCGUCGUUCACAAUGGCGGGAACCGACGACAAAAGGCAACAACAAUCCGGCGAGAAAAAGAAAGCCGCCGGCGAGAAAAAGCAAUCCGGCGAAAAGAAGCAGCAAACCGCCGCAAAACAUCAACCCGGUGGAAAGAAGAAGGAAGUGAAGAAAGAGACUGGAUUAGGUCUUACUUAUCGGAAGGCUGAGAAUUUCGGAGAGUGGUAUUCUGAGGUUGUUGUUAAUGGGGAAAUGAUUGAGUAUUAUGAUAUUUCUGGUUGCUAUAUUCUCAGACCUUGGUCAAUGGCUAUUUGGGAGAUUUUGCAGGCAUUUUUUGAUCCAGAAAUAAAGAAAAUGAAGAUCAAGAAUUGCUACUUCCCUGUGUUUGUUUCUUCUACUGUUUUGGAAAAGGAGAAGGACCAUAUUGAGGGUUUUGCUCCAGAGGUUGCUUGGGUGACAAAAUCUGGAAAAUCUGAUUUAGAGAUUCCCAUUGCUAUUCGUCCAACUAGUGAAACUGUUAUGUAUCCCUACUACUCUAAGUGGAUAAGGGGACAUCGUGACUUGCCUUUGAAACUUAAUCAGUGGUGCAACGUUGUUAGAUGGGAGUUCAGCAAUCCUACACCAUUCAUCAGGAGUCGUGAGUUUCUUUGGCAAGAAGGACACACUGCAUUUGCGACAAAGGAGGAAGCAGAUACCGAGGUUCUUGAGAUUUUGGAAUUAUAUAGGCGUAUAUACGAAGAGUAUUUGGCAGUUCCUGUCGUAAAGGGUAAGAAAAGUGAGCUUGAAAAGUUUGCGGGAGGCCUUUACACUACCAGUGUUGAGGCAUUUAUUCCUAACACUGGCCGUGGCAUACAAGGUGCAACUUCUCAUUGUUUGGGACAAAAUUUUGCUAAAAUGUUUGAGAUAAACUAUGAAAAUGAGAAGGGAGAGAGAGCAAUGGUCUGGCAGAACUCAUGGGCCUAUAGUACUCGAACGAUUGGAGUGAUGGUGAUGGUUCACGGCGAUGACAAAGGAUUGGUGAUGCCUCCUAAAGUAUCAUCAGUUCAAGUCAUUGUGAUUCCUGUGCCUUACAAAGAUGCUGAUACUCAAGGAAUCCUUGAUGCCUGUUCUGCAACUGUGGAUGCGUUGUUGGAAGCAGGAAUUCGCGCGGAGUCAGAUGUUAGAGAUAACUAUUCUCCUGGAUGGAAGUAUUCUCAGUGGGAAAUGAAAGGUGUUCCUCUUAGGAUUGAAAUUGGGCCAAAGGACUUGGCAAAUAAGCAGGUUCGUGCUGUUCGACGUGAUAGUGGAGCAAAGAUUGACAUUGCUAAUGCUGAUUUGGUUGAGGAAAUAAAAAAGUUGCUUGAUAAUAUUCAACAAAAUCUGUUUGAUGUUGCAAAACAAAAACGGGAUGAAUGUAUUCAGGUCAUACAUACAUGGGAGGAGUUUAUUGAAGCUUUGAAUAAUAAAAAGAUGAUCUUAGCUCCUUGGUGUGAUGAGAAGGAAGUGGAAGAGGAUGUCAAAGCAAGGACAAAGGGUGAGACAGGAGCAGCAAAGACACUCUGUAGUCCAUUUGAUCAGCCAGAACUCCCCGAAGGCACCGUGUGCUUUGCGUCAGGCAAGCCUGCAAAGAGGUGGUCAUACUGGGGCAGAAGUUACUAGAUCUUGACUGUGGUAUUUUUUGAAGCUAGUUCAACAUUUGUCUGAAUUUGUGGAUUAUGCAAAUAUUAGUUUUCUUCUGCUUGAGUAAACUGAUUUUUCAAUUGAUAGUUAUACUUUAAUUUUAUACGGUACAAUAUUUAUUCAGUUUUUAAAGAGUAUUACAUGUUUUUCCAUUCAAA
Vicia villosa (hairy vetch) is the source of this 1976-nucleotide messenger RNA. RefSeq names its product proline--tRNA ligase, cytoplasmic-like. The record is from RefSeq and is a predicted model, not a curated record. Gene Ontology annotation, cellular component: aminoacyl-tRNA synthetase multienzyme complex; cytoplasm. Gene Ontology annotation, biological process: prolyl-tRNA aminoacylation. NCBI's taxonomy places the organism in Eukaryota, Viridiplantae, Streptophyta, Magnoliopsida, Fabales, Fabaceae. Gene Ontology annotation, molecular function: ATP binding; proline-tRNA ligase activity. The coding region runs from base 193 to 1797 and encodes 534 amino acids. The transcript has 12 exons.